This is a messenger RNA of Periconia digitata, 1854 nucleotides long. NCBI's taxonomy places the organism in Eukaryota, Fungi, Ascomycota, Dothideomycetes, Pleosporales, Periconiaceae. The record is from the annotation of a GenBank genome assembly.
CCACGUAGCAUCAUGGCCACAUACAGCGACAUCAUUUCUCUCAUCAGCUCUGUUGCUUUGCGCUUCAGUUGCUGGGUGUUUCUCAGAUGGAUACCAACCACCAUUGUCCCUCCGCUCGCGACUGCUCUCACCCUCGUCUAUGUGCCCUCCUUCUUCCAGAGCAUCCAAGAUACAAGCCCAUUCAAGGUCAUCACCGAUGAGCUUGACAUCGUGGUCAAAGAGGCCAUCGACAGCACAAACUCUGACUCGGACGUCGACUUGAUAGAAGGAGCCGAAGAUGGCCCUCUCAAGGAAUUGGACGUGGAGGAGACAAUCCAAUACGAGGAGCGGCAGCCAAAAAUACUUCGCACCCUGCUCACCGGAAUGCCGAGUCCAUCCUCUCUCGUGUGGAGCUGGAUUACUUUUGGCAUCAAUAUGGCAUUGUUAGCCAUGGUUGCCGACGUCAUUUUCCGUGCGCCGGUGCUGCAUUCAUGUAAGAACGCAUCUUUUGGUCGCUUGGGUUAUGUCUCCGAUACCAGUGCCAAUAUCCUGGUCAGGGAGCCAUACGCUUUCGACAUCAGGGUUCUUUAUCGGACGGUGGAUGAGCAGCCUCGCUCGUGGAUGCACAAGACCCUGCCCGCAAGCCAACCAGAUUAUUGGCUGACCGGAGACACCGACUUCACUUCUGCCGUUCAACUCGACCACUUGCGCCCGGACACGCCUUACGAAUACAUCAUCGAAACUUCGAGCGGAAAUACCACCGGAUCCUUCACAACUCCUCCCCGCCCAGGACACAUAUCGCUCCGUAGAGACGACAAAUUCACUUUCGUCCACUCGAGCUGUAUCAAGCCACGCGUGCCCUACUCGCCAUUCCAGCAUGCACUCCAAUUCCCAGGAAUGGACCACCUCGCUCGAUGGUUGCCUCAACUCCGUCCCUACUUUAUGCUUUUCUUAGGUGACUUCAUCUACAUUGACGUGCCCCAGCGAUUGGGUGAAGAAGCAGAACAUUAUCGUCGCGAGUACCGACAGGUUUAUUCGUCCCCGUCUUGGCCUGCCGUCAGCGAGAAUCUUCCGUGGAUCCAUGUUAUUGAUGAUCAUGAGAUCCAAAACGAUUGGAGUGGGAAUAUGACUGGUGUAGCAGUACCCGCGUAUGACGCAUUCGAACACUAUCACGGGUCUGUCAACCCACCUGUGCAUAGAAAAGGGCAUACCUAUUAUAGCUUCACCCAAGGUCCAGCUGAUUUCUUUCUUGUGGAUACGCGUCGAUACCGCAGCCCUGCCAACCCUGAUCCCAACGAUGAGUCGAAGACUAUGCUGGGAGAAACUCAACGGGAGGACCUGCUGGCUUGGAUUCGCAAAUCCCCACCCCGCGGGGUUCACUGGAAGUUCAUCGUCACAGGGGUUCCUUUCACCAAGAACUGGCGGUUUGGUACCGAGGAUACCUGGGGUGGCUACUUAGCUGAACGGCGAGCGAUUCUGGAAGCAGCCUGGGAGCUCAGUUCCACAGAGGGCGUCGGUGUCGUCAUUCUCAGCGGUGACCGCCACGAAUUUGCCGCCACUUCAUUCCCCCCGCCCAAGGACUCCGAGUGGCCCGUCAGCGCGACGGUGCACGAGUUCAGCACCAGUCCCUUGUCCAUGUUCUACCUUCCCUUCCGCACGUACAGCGAGAUGGACGAGGAGGAUGUGUGCAUCAAGUACCUCCCCGACGGUAAUAGCAAGUUUGGGGCCGUCGACAUCACCGCUCCUGGUCAUAGCGAGCAGAGCUUGCUGAACUACCGACUCUUCAUUGAUGGUAAGGAAGCUUGGACUCAUGUCAUUUCUACGCCACCUCUUCGAGACGGGAGCAAGAGGGCCAAAGACGCUGUGUGGGCCUGA